This is a messenger RNA of Ruditapes philippinarum (Manila clam), 1591 nucleotides long. RefSeq names its product baculoviral IAP repeat-containing protein 3-like. Gene Ontology annotation, biological process: negative regulation of apoptotic process; regulation of cell cycle. The transcript has 7 exons. Bases 435 to 1562 code for a protein of 375 amino acids. The record is from RefSeq and is a predicted model, not a curated record. Gene Ontology annotation, molecular function: cysteine-type endopeptidase inhibitor activity involved in apoptotic process. NCBI's taxonomy places the organism in Eukaryota, Metazoa, Mollusca, Bivalvia, Venerida, Veneridae. Gene Ontology annotation, cellular component: spindle microtubule; nucleus; cytoplasm.
AGUAUCUUACGCAGUAAAUGGAUGUGUCAGAUAACAGCCAGAGGGAUUAAAAUGAAAUAGUUUUUGGAACAAAACUGGAAUCGAGAAAUACUAUCUCUAUUUUUUAAUCCAUACUAUUUGAAUAUGAUACAAAGAUACAUUUAAAGAAAGAGUCGCAAGAACAUAUUGUGAAAUGUUACGCUGAACAGAGACAGGUGCUAAUUGUUGUACUUUCAGGAGACGCUAUUCUUGUAACAGACAGUGAAUUGUUUAAUAUAUUGUUAAACAAAAUAAAGCGAAACAUUGCGGACGGUAAACAAUUUUGGCACAUGGAUACUGACAUUUUUCUAGCAACGUUUUUUCUUUAUCAAAUGGAUCAUGAUACAAAAGACAAUGCUAGCAAGUACACCCUCAAAAUACACCAUUAGCAGCAAAUAAAAACUAUACAAAAAGAAAUGAUAACGUAUCAACAAGUGGCGCUUUCAAAACUAAGGCCUCCUACUCCUCGGCGUCAUCACUCAACAACCUUCAUUGAAGCAGAUAAGCGUGACAUAUUUGAUGAGGAUAUAUAUGUUCCCAGGAUACCAAAUGACAAAAAAUUAUACAAAAAUAAGUCAUAUCCUCCUAGCUCACCUGACGAAGACAAAUAUCCUAGCGAAGUAUUGGAGAUUGAUGCAACCAUGUACUCAUUUGAACGAUAUCCAGGACAUAUAUUUACUAUACCAUCGGCUACAAGAUCUGAAUCUGGUCAAACAGGCUUUUCAAACCAAGGAGAGGUCAAUAGUUCAAUAAGGCUAGCAACAAUGCAAAGACCUAAGAUCACCUCUUUUUCUGGAAUUCCAUAUUUUUCAAAACCAUCUAGAUAUACAGAAUAUCAGGAUCAGAAGAAGAGAUAUGACUCAUUCCAAACUCCGAAAUGGUUGACUGAUUACAAGCCUGAUAUUAAUCUCCUAGUAGGGUGUGGAUUUUUCUUUACAGGUAGAGAAAACAACGACUUGGUAAGAUGCUAUCAUUGUGGUAUUGGAUUAAAAGACUGGACCAUAGAAGACGAUCCCCUUACUCAGCACGUAAAAUAUUCAUCAACGUGUGAUUUCCUCAAUUGGAGAUAUGGAAAACCCAAAGUAGAAAGAACUAAGGCGGCACUGACAAAUGAAUCCAGAUCACCACCCCCAAGCUACACUAUCAGGUCACCACGUUAUCAGACAAUGAAAGCAAGACUUGCAUCAUUUGAAAACUUUCCUAGCGGCAACUGCAUUCCUCAUCAACAACUGGCAGUAGCAGGUUUAUUUUUCACUGGACAAGGUGAUUUGUGUCGAUGUUUCUGUUGCGAUGGUGGUUUAAAGGACUGGAGUUCUGGAGAUGACCCCAUCAAAGAGCACGCUAGAUCCUUUCCUAACUGUUCUUAUAUAAACAGUUUAAAAGGAAAACAAUAUGUACAGUCCCUGCAACCACGUGGAUUAGAAAACGAACACAUUUGCUGUAGAAAAGAUGACAUAGGCGGCUAUUAUACAUCAAGUCAGCGAUCGGAUCGGACAGGAAAUAUUACUGAAAGUAUGUGCGUUUAUAUAUUUUGUAUAUACUAGAAGAUAAUGAAAACCGUGUUAUAAGAUUU